Molecule: messenger RNA, 568 nt
Organism: Dendroctonus ponderosae (mountain pine beetle)
Lineage: Eukaryota; Metazoa; Arthropoda; Insecta; Coleoptera; Curculionidae
Product: 26S proteasome regulatory subunit 4-like
Biological process (GO): proteasome-mediated ubiquitin-dependent protein catabolic process
Cellular component (GO): proteasome regulatory particle, base subcomplex
Molecular function (GO): ATP hydrolysis activity; proteasome-activating activity; ATP binding
Source: RefSeq, a predicted model, not a curated record
GUGAUCAUGGCCACCAAUCGCAUUGAAACUCUCGACCCCGCCUUAAUCCGGCCUGGUCGUAUCGACCGGAAAAUCGAAUUCCCUCUUCCCGAUGAAAAGACCAAGCGACGAAUUUUCAACAUUCACACCUCUAGAAUGACAUUGGCCGAAGAUGUUAAUCUGCAGGAGCUGAUAAUGGCCAAAGAUGAUCUUUCCGGGGCGGACAUCAAGGCCAUUUGCACGGAAGCAGGAUUAAUGGCGCUGCGCGAGCGAAGAAUGAAGGUGAUGAAUGAAGACUUCAAAAAGUCAAAGGAGAGCGUCUUGUAUAGGAAGAAAGAGGGAACUCCCGAAGGACUCUACUUGUAAACUGUCUACUAUGUAAAACGUUUGGUUUUUUUAAAUUUUCCAUCCCGCCACUACAGGCGUUGUUUUUUACUUUGUAAAACCCAAAAAACCUACUCUUUACGGAAAUGUUUCAAAACGCCGUCAACAUUACAAAAUGUAUUCAUUAUUUCAGUAGAAACGGAUAAACACGUGUAAAUGGAAAAAUAAUAUUAACAUGGCUUAAAAAACAAAUGUAUGCAAUAAA